Ceutorhynchus assimilis (cabbage seed weevil) is the source of this 2623-nucleotide messenger RNA. The record is from the annotation of a GenBank genome assembly. Lineage: Eukaryota; Metazoa; Arthropoda; Insecta; Coleoptera; Curculionidae.
AAACAAACGUCAAAAAAUCAAAACAAAAAUAAAGAUUUCCCUGUCUCCGGAGCCGGAAAAAUUUAAUUUGAAAAAUCCAUCAUCAUCCCAAAAUUGGGCAAAGGUUUUCAAAUAAAAUUACCAAAAUAAUAAAGUUCCAUCAUGACGGCACCCAAAGCCUCCGGAGAUGCGACCCGCAACCGGAAUUUAGCCUACAAAGACAAAAGUAAACCCACAGAUGUAAGGACUAGUAAUAUAAAUGCAGCAAAAGCUGUUUGCGAUGCUAUUCGUACCAGUUUGGGGCCCAGGGGAAUGGAUAAAAUGAUCCAAGCAGGAAAUGGCCAAGUGACCAUUACCAAUGACGGGGCCACAAUUUUGAAGCAAAUAAAUGUUAUUCAUCCAGCAGCAAAAAUGUUGGUAGAAUUAUCCAGAGCUCAAGACGUUGAAGCUGGAGACGGUACCACCUCAGUAGUAGUCAUUGCCGGAGCUCUCCUAGAUGCCGCUGAAAGAUUACUGAACCGUGGCAUUCAUCCCACAGCGAUUUCUGAAUCUUUCCAGCGAGCAGCCGUGCAUGCUUUGCAGAUUUUAAACAACAUUGCCACCCCAGUGGAACUAAACAACCGAGAACAACUAAUCAAAACUGCAGCAACUUCCUUAAAUUCAAAAGUAGUCUCUCAACAAUCUAGCCAGCUUGCUCCAUUAGCUGUAGAUGCUGUACUAAGAAUUGUUGAACCAGGUCGUGAAGCUGCCUGUAAUCUCAGUGACAUAAAAGUCCUCAAACAACUUGGCGGUACAGUGGAAGACACCGAACUUAUCAACGGUUUAGUGUUUCCGCAAAAGUUGGCCAACGUUUCUGGUCCAAAAAGGAUGGAAAAGGCCAAAAUUGGUCUUAUCCAAUUUUGUAUUUCACCUCCUAAAACCGAUAUGGACCAUAACAUUGUUGUUUCGGAUUAUUCCGCCAUGGAUAGAGUUCUGAAGGAGGAACGUGCUUACAUUUUGAAUAUUGUUAAGCAAAUUAAAAAGGCUGGAUGUAAUGUUUUAUUGGUCCAAAAAUCCAUCCUCAGAGAUGCAGUCUCUGACUUGGCCAUCCACUUUUUGGACAAAAUCAAGUGCAUGGUCAUCAAGGACAUUGAAAGGGAAGACAUUGAAUUCGUUUGCAAAACCUUGAGUUGCCGUCCCAUUGCUUCUCUUGAUCAUUUUGUCGCCGAAAAUUUAGUAUCCGCUGAACUCGUAGAAGAGGUUGGAUUUGGAGGAAACAGGAUGGUCAAAGUUACAGGUAUUCAAAAUCCUGGCCCUACAAUCACCCUUCUAGUACGAGGUUCCAAUAAAUUGGUCCUAGAAGAGGCAGAAAGGUCUCUUCAUGAUGCCCUAUGUGUGGUUCGUUGUCUUGUACGUAAGAAGGCAGUCAUAGCUGGAGGAGGAGCUCCAGAAAUUGAGCUGGCUUUAAGAUUGGCCGCUCUAGCUGAUAAACUGGAAGGUGUAGAUGCUAUUUGCCUUAGAGCUUAUGCUAAUGCUUUGGAGAUUAUUCCGUUUACUUUGGCUGAAAAUGCUGGAUUAAAUCCUAUUCAGACUGUUACAGAAUUGAGGAAUAGACAUGCUAAAAACGAGGUAUCUGCUGGUAUAAAUGUCCGUAAAGGGUGCAUUUCAGAUAUCCUAGAGGAAAAUGUCAUUCAGCCUCUUUUGGUAACCACUUCUGCUUUGUCUUUUGCUACAGAAACUGUGAGAUCGAUUUUGAAAAUUGACGAUAUUGUCAACACAAUGACCUAAAAAUCUCAACAGCAACAAAAUAUGCUUUUAGUAUUAUUAAUUAUUUCACUUAAUUUUCAUUAACCUGUUGUAGUUUUGUCUCACUGCUUUUUAAUAAAUUAAAUUCAUUAAUUUUAUUAUAAGUUUUUCAAUUUCAAUAUAAAAAUAAUUAUAAUCUAUACAAUACAUAAUGUGUUAUCAUUGUACACAGAUAUUUGGGCUUCUUGCAUUAUCCUGAGUCUGGGUCCUAGGGGGAUUCCCAUUUUUUGUAGCCUCUCUUCUGUUAGGUAAGGCAACUCUACCAUACCAAUUUUUUCAGUUUCGAAAACGUUGGCAUAUUUCUGAUAAUAAAAUUAUGUGUAUUUAAUAAUUAUACAGGGUGUUAUAAAUUUCAUUUACCUCAUAUCCAAGCUUCCUCAAAAACAACCUCAACAAGGGCGGUUCAUCUCCAAAAAACUUUGUCAACUUUUUAACCCUUGUAGGAUUUGCUAGACUGGGCAAUUCUACGUUGGCCGUAGGCCUAGAAGAGUGAGAUCUGAAAAUAGACGAGCAAUAUUUAUUUCCAUCUAGUUCCAACAAAUUCGUCUAAAUACCGUAUAUUCAGCAUAUUGGUUUGAGCACGUAACGCAGCAACUUCUUGUCUCACAGACUCAAUUUCCUGGACCACUAAAUGCUGAGUUCUCAUCUCGCUGGACAAAUGAGCUACGCUUCUUGCCAGAGUGACCACGUGGGCUUCCAGUCUUUGGAAACGACGGGCUGUGGUUUUGGGUUCUCGAACGUUUCUGCGUCUGUCUUCUACUGGAAUUCCUCUGAUGUAGCGCCGUUCUCUUCUUACUGAACUUACUGAGGAAGAUGGCAAUGAAGACAUACUACCAUGUCUACAAUAAUGGAUUACAGU